Conger conger (European conger) is the source of this 2905-nucleotide messenger RNA. RefSeq names its product glutamate receptor, metabotropic 1a (gene grm1a). The record is from RefSeq and is a predicted model, not a curated record. Gene Ontology annotation, molecular function: G protein-coupled receptor activity involved in regulation of postsynaptic membrane potential; adenylate cyclase inhibiting G protein-coupled glutamate receptor activity. The transcript is spliced from 8 exons. Bases 230 to 2905 code for a protein of 891 amino acids. Gene Ontology annotation, biological process: G protein-coupled glutamate receptor signaling pathway; regulation of synaptic transmission, glutamatergic. Gene Ontology annotation, cellular component: postsynaptic density membrane. Lineage: Eukaryota; Metazoa; Chordata; Actinopteri; Anguilliformes; Congridae.
AAGUAACACAGCCAAGGACUGUGUGGCUCAGAAGACGGCGAGGCACACGAUGUCUCACGGAAACAGCAGGAAUUUCUGUCCGGUGGAUUAAUUCAAGAGGAAACUGCGUUUGCAAACGAUGUUCACUUCGCCCAUCCUGGAUGUACUUUCAGACGGCUAACGUUUCCAGCCUGCUGUCACAGACGGAUAUUAUGACCCAACCGCCGAAACCGUCGUCGUGAAGUGGGAUAUGGCACGUUUAAAAAUGAAUUCAGUGUUCCUUUUAUUUUUCCCAACGGUUUUCUUUCAUAGGCCGGCGCUGUCCAGUCGCCUCUACGAAAGGUCACUCAUGCCCAGGGCCGUGUCUCGCUCCGUUGCCAGAAUGGACGGGGAUAUUAUAAUCGGGGCGCUUUUUUCCGUUCACCACCAGCCCUCCGCCGAGAAGGUGGCAGAGAGAAAAUGCGGGGAGGUCAGAGAACAGUACGGCAUCCAAAGGGUGGAGGCCAUGUUUCACACGCUGGACCGCAUCAAUUCCGACCCCAACCUCUUACCCAACAUUAGCCUGGGCUGCGAGAUCAGGGACUCGUGUUGGCAUUCGUCCGUGGCUCUGGAACAAAGCAUUGAGUUCAUAAGGGAUUCGCUUAUUUCUAUACGGGACGACAAGGAUGGGUCCAAAUGGUGCAUUGAUGGGACGCCUUCGAACCAGCCCCCGACGACGAAGAAGCCCAUCGCUGGUGUUAUCGGACCGGGCUCCAGUUCGGUGGCGAUUCAGGUUCAGAAUUUGCUACAGCUGUUCAAUAUUCCCCAAAUUGCGUACUCGGCGACCAGUAUUGACCUAAGCGACAAAACCCUUUUCAAGUAUUUUCUGAGGGUCGUUCCCUCGGACACAUUACAGGCCAGGGCCAUACUGGACAUUGUUAAGCGGUACAACUGGACCUACGUGUCCGCGGUCCAUACCGAGGGAAACUACGGGGAGAGCGGCAUGGAGGCGUUUAAGGAGCUGGCGUCGCUGGAGGGCCUGUGCAUCGCGCACUCGGACAAGAUCUACAGCAACGCGGGCGAGCGGCACUUCGACCGGCUCCUGCGCAAGCUGCGGGAGCGGCUGCCCAAGGCGCGCGUGGUGGUGUGCUUCUGCGAGGGCAUGACGGUGCGCGGCCUGCUGAUGGCCAUGCGCCGCCUGGGCGUGGCCGGGGAGUUCCUGCUCAUCGGCAGCGACGGGUGGGCGGACAGGGACGAGGUGGUGGAAGGGUACGAGCAGGAGGCGGAGGGCGGCAUCACCAUGAAGCUGCAGUCGGCUGAGGUCACCUCCUUCGACGACUACUUCCUGAAGCUGCGGCUGGACACCAACGCCCGGAACCCGUGGUUCGCCGAGUUCUGGCAGCACCGCUUCCAGUGCAGGAUCCCCGGCCAUCCCACGGAGAACCCCAACUACAGGAAAAUCUGCUCAGGUAACGAAAGCCUGGAGGAGAACUACGUUCAGGACAGCAAGAUGGGCUUCGUCAUCAACGCCAUCUACGCCAUGGCCCACGGGCUGCACGACAUGCACCAGGAGCUGUGCCCCGACUUCGUGGGCCUGUGCGAGGCCAUGGACCCGGUGGACGGCAGCAAGCUGCUCGACUUCAUCCUCAAGACCUCGUUCACCGGCGUGUCCGGGGAGGACGUCUACUUCGACGAGAACGGGGACUCCCCCGGCAGGUAUGACAUCAUGAACCUGCAGUUUGUGGAGAGCGGUCAGUACGACUACAUCAACGUGGGCUCCUGGCACGAGGGCGUGCUGAGCAUCGACGACUAUAAGAUCCAGAUGAACCACAGCGAGAUGGUGCGGUCUGUUUGCAGCGAGCCCUGCACCAAGGGCCAGAUCAAGGUGAUCAGGAAGGGGGAGGUGAGCUGCUGCUGGAUCUGCACCACCUGUAAGGAUAACGAGAUCGUGCUGGACGAGUUCACCUGCAAGGCCUGUGACCUGGGCUGGUGGCCCGACGAGCAGCUGGAAGGCUGCCAGCCCAUCACCCUGCGCUACCUGGAGUGGAGCAACGCGGAGUCCAUCGUGGCCGUGGUCUUCUCCUGCCUGGGCAUCCUGGUGACCAUGUUCGUCACGUUCAUCUUCGUGCUGUACCGCGACACGCCCGUGGUCAAGUCCUCCAGCCGGGAGCUCUGCUACAUCAUCCUGGCGGGCAUCUUCCUGGGCUACAUCUGCCCGUUCACGCUCAUCGCUCGGCCCACCGUGGCCUCCUGCUACCUCCAGCGCCUCCUGGUGGGCCUCUCCUCCGCCAUGUGCUACUCCGCGCUGGUGACCAAGACCAACCGCAUCGCCCGCAUCCUGGCGGGCAGCAAGAAGAAGAUCUGCACCCGCAAGCCGCGCUUCAUGAGCGCCUGGGCCCAGGUGGUCAUCGCCUCGCUCCUGGUCAGCGUGCAGCUCACGCUGGAGGUCACGCUGAUCAUCCUGGAGCCUCCCGAGCCCGUCAAGUCGUACCCCAGCAUCCGGGAGGUCUUCCUCAUCUGCAACACCAGCAACAUGGGCAUGGUGGCGCCGCUGGGCUACAACGGGCUGCUGAUCAUGAGCUGCACCUACUACGCCUUCAAGACGCGCAACGUGCCGGCCAACUUCAACGAGGCCAAGUACAUCGCCUUCACCAUGUACACCACCUGCAUCAUCUGGCUGGCCUUCGUGCCCAUCUACUUCGGCAGCAACUACAAGAUCAUCACCACCUCGUUCUCCGUCAGCCUGAGCGUCACGGUGGCGCUGGGCUGCAUGUUCACGCCGAAGAUGUACAUCAUCAUCGCCAAGCCCGAGAGGAACGUGCGUAGCGCCUUCACCACGUCCGACGUGGUGCGCAUGCACGUGGGCGACGGCAAGGCCGCCUGCCGCACCAACAGCAUCCUCAACAUGUUCCGCCGGAAGAAGAACCCGCCCGGCAACGCCAAGUAA